This is a messenger RNA of Manihot esculenta (cassava), 2000 nucleotides long. Its product is annotated as glycosyltransferase BC10. Gene Ontology annotation, cellular component: membrane. The transcript is spliced from 2 exons. Gene Ontology annotation, molecular function: glycosyltransferase activity. The record is from RefSeq and is a predicted model, not a curated record. Bases 666 to 1823 code for a protein of 385 amino acids. NCBI's taxonomy places the organism in Eukaryota, Viridiplantae, Streptophyta, Magnoliopsida, Malpighiales, Euphorbiaceae.
ACGCCCGACAAGAAGCCCACCAGGAGGAAACUGCUGCUUCACUCUGAAGGCUCAAACUGUGUGAACAAAACAUUCCUAUAAAUCAGAUUGAUCUCACAAAUUCACAACUCUUUUGUGUCUCUCAAAUCUCAUUCCCAUACGUAAUUUCUUCUUUCUCCAUUUCAUCCUCGCUUCUCACUGUUGGAGUUAAAUCAUCUUCCCUAUUCUGUUCUCUUAUUCACCGCCAUUUCUAUAUCCUCCCUCUUUAUCUCUCCGCUUAUCUGCGUAAUUCAAGCUCUGAAUCAAGUGAAGGAUCCAUGUCUUUGUUAGUCUGUUUCGCUGCACACCAUUAAAAUUAACAUGGUAUGUUCACUUUUUUCUCCCAUUUUCUCAAUGAUCCCAUAUCGCUGGAUCUUGGGCUAGAAAUUUGCAUGUAUGAUUGAACCGCCAUUUGCGUAACCCUUAUGUGUAUUUAACACAAAUUUCAAUAGCUCUGUUACAAGGUAGCUGUGCUGGUAAUGCAACAUUAACUUCUAGAUCUUGUUGAUAUGAUUUUUUGGAUUCUGGGUUUUUCACUUGGGAGAUAAAGAUGAUGCUAUUUGGAUUUUGAGGCUUUAAAGCUUUCAGUGCCAAAAGGGUUUUCUGGGAUUGGACCCGGAAGGUGAGAUUUGUUUAUCUUUGUAGAGAUGCAAUCGAGGGUUGUUCCAUUAGAGGAGGGCAAGGAAUCUAUGCUUCCAAUGAAACCCAGCCAACCUAAGGCAUUCCCUCUAAGGUUGCUCCGGUUAUUUCUAUUGUUUUUAGCUUUGUGUAUCGCAUUUUCAAUCAUCAGUAUAUACACAAUCAAACGUUUUGGAAUUAACAAUGCGGUGCCAACGGUUAAGACCAGUCUCCAGCCAUGCCUUGAAGAACAUCAUGCUUUGAACAGUUGGAUUAGGCCUCCUGCAAAUCUGCUUCACAAGAUGAACGAUGAAGAGCUGCUUUGGAGGGCUUCGUUUGUUACUAGAAUAAAAAAGUAUCCUUUCAAGAGAGUUCCAAAGAUUGCAUUUAUGUUCUUGGCAAAGGGGCCGCUGCCUCUGGCACCUCUUUGGGAAAGGUUUCUGAAGGGUCAUGACGGGUUGUAUUCGAUCUAUAUUCAUUCGCUGCCAACAUUUGAUGCCAAAUUUCCACCUUCAUCAGUUUUCCAUGGAAGACAUAUUCCAAGUCAGAUAUCUGAAUGGGGUAAGAUGAGUAUGUGUGAUGCUGAAAGAAGGCUCCUUGCUAAUGCAUUGCUCGAUAUCUCCAAUGAAUGGUUCAUUCUCCUAUCCGAAUCUUGCAUUCCUCUCUACAAUUUUAGUGUCAUCUAUCACUACAUAAUGAAAUCCAAAUAUAGCUUCAUCGGUUCAUUUGAUGACCAUGGUCCAUAUGGGAGAGGACGGUAUAAUGAAAGCAUGGCACCUGAGGUGAAUAUUACUCAGUGGCGAAAAGGUUCACAGUGGUUUGAGAUUAACCGAAGGCUUGCAAUUACCAUAGUGGAAGAUACUACAUACUACAAAAAAUUUGAAGAAUUCUGUAAGCCACAUUGUUAUGUUGAUGAACAUUAUUUCCCCACCAUGCUAACCAUUCAAGCAUCACAUCUCUUGGCAAAUAGAAGCCUCACUUGGGUGGACUGGUCAAGGGGUGGAGCCCACCCGGCAACCUUUGGAAGAUCAGACAUAUCAGAUGAUUUUUUCAGGAGGAUUUAUGAAGGGCAGAACUGCACAUACAACAAUCAGCCUUCUUCAAUGUGUUACCUUUUUGGGAGAAAAUUUGCGCCGAGUGCUUUGGAUCCUCUGUUACAUAUAUCACCUAAGGUAUUGGGCUUCUGACAGAAGACUCAUCUUCUAAUUUUUUAUAUGUGGAAAAUGUUCCUGGUGAACGUGCAUGUGUAGCAUCUUACUUGGUCUGUGAGAGUGUUGGUGAUGGGAUGUGGUUUCUUGCUUUUACACUUAUUCUACAGAGCUCCUGUCCAGAAAUAUAUAUAUGUACAGGAAUGCGUUUAGCCA